AUGGCUGUCGCUAUAAAGAUAUUUGAUUUUUCUCUCAGAGAACGUGGAGUUCAUUAUUGUUGGAUUUGCGAUGAACGUUCUCGUAAAUUGAAAGAAAGCGUAUCUGAAAAUGUGCUUAAUGAUGAACAAGAUUGGACUAAAGUUUUAAAUCGUAUUAUUCCAGAUGAAGGUCAGUCAGUCACACAAAAACCUUUUUCGUCAUAUAAUUUUCAAAAGGUGAAAGAUCUUUUUGGGUUGACGGUUGAUUGUUACUUAAAUUUAUCAUGUAUUGAGAUAAAAACUUUGGAGAUAUCAGAAGAUGUUAGAAACCAUGCAUUUGGUCAAAGUACUGUCCAAGCACAUGCAUCUAUGCAACCCGAUACUAAAAAACGUGUUGAAUGGUUAAUUACAAAAGUCAAAUCCGAGGAAUUACCUAUCAACAAAAAAUUGUUAAACCACGUUGACUUAAUUGAACCGGUUAAGGAACUAUUUAAACAAAUCAAGUGGAUUUUUGAUUAG
This is a messenger RNA of Diversispora eburnea, 498 nucleotides long. Lineage: Eukaryota; Fungi; Glomeromycota; Glomeromycetes; Diversisporales; Diversisporaceae. The record is from the annotation of a GenBank genome assembly.